AUGAAUGGAUCGUCGUCGCAGAUUAAUCAGAACGCUCUCCUCGGUGCUCGGGAAGCAGAAAUGCAUCAUCCCGAACAAUCAACAUUAGAUGGAGUCAUAUUUGUGGGUCUAUGUGUUAUGUGUGCUGCUAUUCUAUUAAUGGUCAUCAAAUUAUGCUAUAAUUACGCUAGAAAUUUCCCCGUACGAAAAGAAAGUGAACCGUCGUCCGAGCUGACCACAAAUAUGCUUUCGUUAAAGAAUUCCACCACUGGAGUACGAUAUUCUGUAGCAUGA
This is a messenger RNA of Necator americanus (New World hookworm), 273 nucleotides long. RefSeq lists its product as uncharacterized. Lineage: Eukaryota; Metazoa; Nematoda; Chromadorea; Rhabditida; Ancylostomatidae. The transcript is spliced from 2 exons. The record is from RefSeq and is a predicted model, not a curated record. Bases 1 to 273 code for a protein of 90 amino acids.